Oryza brachyantha (malo sina) is the source of this 1120-nucleotide messenger RNA. Its product is annotated as caffeoyl-CoA O-methyltransferase 1-like. Lineage: Eukaryota; Viridiplantae; Streptophyta; Magnoliopsida; Poales; Poaceae. The transcript is spliced from 3 exons. Bases 31 to 747 code for a protein of 238 amino acids. The record is from RefSeq and is a predicted model, not a curated record. Gene Ontology annotation, molecular function: O-methyltransferase activity; S-adenosylmethionine-dependent methyltransferase activity.
AGAGAGAGAAUCAUCAGAGCUUGGUUAGCCAUGGCGACCUACCGGCCGGACAGCCACACCCUCUUGAAGGCCGAUUCGAUCGUGGAGUAUGUGCAGGAGACGACGGUGUAUCCGCGGGAGCACGAGUGCUUGCGCGAGAUCAGGAACAUCACGCAGAAGCAUCCCCUGUCGUUCAUGGGGUCGUCGCCGGAGCAGAUUCAGUUCUUCUCCCUCCUGCUCAAGAUGAUCGGCGCCAGGAACGCCGUCGAGGUCGGCGUGUUCACCGGCUACUCGCUGCUCGCCACCGCGCUCGCCCUCCCCGACGACGGCAGGGUGGUGGCGAUCGACGUGAGCCGGGACUACUACGAGCUGGGCCGGCCGGCGAUCGAGAAGGCCGGCGUCGCGCACAAGGUCGACUUCCGCCAGGGCGACGGCCUCGCCGUGCUCGACCAGCUGCUGGCCGAGGCCGGCGACGGCGGAGGCAAGCUAUUCGACUUCGCGUACGCGGACGCGAACAAGGAGCAGUACCACGGGUACCACGAGCGGCUGCUGCGGCUGGUGCGCGUCGGCGGCGUGGUCGCCUACGACAACACGCUGUGGGGCGGCUCCGUCGCGAUGCCGCGCGACACGCCGGGCAGCUCGGCGUACGACCGCGUGGUGCGCGACUACAUGCUCGGGUUCAACGCCAUGGUCGCCGCCGACGACCGCGUCGAGGCCUGCCUGCUCCCCGCCGCCGACGGCGUCACGCUCUGCCGGCGCAUCAAGUGAGAUCGAUCCAUUGAUCAUCCUGCAGCUACUCAGGCCAAGCACUGGAAGGUCUUGGCAAAAUAAGAUAUGGAUGAUGAAGACUAAGCUCGUGGAUGGUGUCAAGAAUUUAAGACCAGGGUCAGGGAUAGGUUGAUGCUUUUGUUUGUUGUUAGUGGAUAGGGGUCGUUUGUUUUGGUGUAGCCUGUGCUAGUUGUGAGAUUUGAUUUUGCUCUGCUCCUUUGCUGGCUUGAGUGGAUAGAAAGGAAGUGUACUGAAAUUCUGGGCCAUGCGUGUAAGCUGGUAUCCCCGGCAUGACUUUUGUUCUGGAUAUUCUUUUGCUUUAGGCCUUGUACGGGUUUUCAAAAUUUUUUUCCAAAAACAUCACAUCGAACUU